AGAAGAAGAAACUCUAGCCGCUGCUAACCUCCGCUCUGUGGUUAACCCUCGUUGUUCCGGUUUGUUUCUCUGGAUUUCAAUGUGAACUCUGCCAGAGCUCCAGCGGAUUGCGGUUCUUUCUGAGGCCGGAUUAUCAGCCGCAGAAACCGGAUAGAAGCAGUUUGAAGCAGCUGAAUCUCUCGAUCCCGGAUCUUUACUGGAUCUAUUUACUGGAUCUAUUUCUGGAUCUUUCAGGACGCACCGCGUCUUCAGUCGGCGGGACCGUGAAGGCUCAUCGGGCUCUCGGUUCUUGAUGCCUCGGAGGCCCCGCGGAGCUGAGACCGCGGAGCCCCGGAGCAGGGCUCGGACACCGGGGAAUUAAAGGAGGGUUCUGUUUGCCGGAUUGGGCCGCCGGUUCCGUCUGCCAUGAACCCGCUGAACCAGAUGAAGAGUGGCCUGGGCGCCAACCCCCACAGCGACGGGUCGUACCCCUACGACCCGUCCAGCUGGCAGCAGCCCCCCAACCAGCCCACCGGGUCCCUGUCGGUGGUCACCACUGUGUGGGGCGUCCCCAACCCGCCCGCCAGCCAGGGCCUGGGUGGAGGCGGGAUGGGCCCUGGGGCCAGCGCGGCUGGCAGCCCCAUGAUGCAGGGCUCCGGGGGCCCCGGCAUGUCGGGGGGCCCCGGCGCCUACCUGGGCCAGCCGGGCUACGGGGAGCCGGGGAAGGGCUACCUGUACGGACGGACCGGCGGGGGGUACGCCGGGGCUCCGGGGGGCUACUCGGGCAGUUACCCCCCGGCCCCUGGAGGCUCCAGAGGUUCCGAGUUCACCCAGGCUGCUGCUGCCGCCGCCGUGGCCGCCGCCGCCGCCGCCACAGCAACCGCCACCGCCACGGCAACCGUAGCCGCCAUCCAGGAGAAACAGAACCAGGAGAUGAGCUACGGACAGAUGGCGGCCCCCGGCUACAGCAGCCAGUUCAUGGGCCUGUCUGGCCCCCGCGGCCCCGGCCCCACCAGGGGCCCGCCCUCCAUGGGCUCCAUGUACGGCCCUGGGCCGGGCCAGCAGAGGGCUCCCCAGCACCCAAGCUACGGCGCCGGCCCCCAGCAGGGACACAUGCGGCCCCCGCAGGGCCUGAAGCGGCCCUACGGCUCCGAGUCGUUCCCAGGAAUGCCCCAGCAGUACGGUGUUCCCUCCGGGGUCAGCGUGAUGAGCGGCUCCGGUGGAGCCGGACCCACGGGGCCCGGUCCUUACUCUGGACCCAACAUGCAGUACCACCCAGGUCCAGGCUCCGCCCCCCAGUGUUCUGGCCCCACCCCCUCCUAUAAGAUGCCCCUCCCACAGUACCCGCCCUCAGGAGGUUCGAACUCCCAGUUCUACAAGCAGGACCAGUUCAACGGCCAGACUGGGAACCUGAAUGCUCUGCCAGCAGGGGGCGCCGCAGGCGGCUACAACGCCUUCAACCAGCAAGCAGGGCCGGGCCGAGGGUUACCCGGUUACCCGUCCUCUCCCGUCCCCGGAAACCCGAUGCCGCCCAUCACCCCCGGCAGCUCCAUGGCUCCACCCUACAUGUCGCCCGGCAACACCGACGUGAAGCCAAUGGCGUCUUCCUUCCUGCCUGACAUCAAGCCCAACAUGGCGGCCCUGGCGCCCCCUACAGGUAACCCUAGCGACGACCUUCGGCUGACCUUCCCGGUGCGGGACGGCGUGGUUCUGGAGCCGUUCCGUCUGGAGCACAACCUGGCUGUCAGCAACCACGUGUUCCAGCUGCGCGAGUCCGUCUACAAGACGCUCAUCAUGAGGCCCGACCUGGAGCUGCAGUUCAAGUGUUACCACCACGAGGACCGACAGAUGAACACCAACUGGCCCGCCUCCGUCCAGGUCAGCGUCAACGCCACGCCGCUCACCAUCAAGCGAGGAGACAACAAGACGUCCCAUAAGCCGCUCUACCUGAAGCAGGUCUGCCAGCCGGGAAGGAACACCAUCCAGAUCACCGUCACCGCCUGCUGCUGCUCCCACCUGUUCGUCCUCCAGCUGGUCCACCGUCCCACCGUCCGCUCCGUCCUGCAGGGCCUGAUGAAGAAGCGGCUGCUGCCCGCCGAGCAUUGCGUCACCAAGAUUAAGAGGAACUUCAGCAGCGGCUCGAUUCCCGGGACCCCCGGGUUGAACGGAGAGGACGGCGUGGAGCAGACGGCCAUCAAGGUGUCGCUGAAAUGUCCCAUCACCUUCAGACGGAUCCAGCUGCCCGCCAGGGGCCACGACUGCCGACACAUACAGUGCUUCGACCUGGAGUCGUACCUGCAACUCAACUGUGAGAGAGGAACCUGGAGGUGUCCGGUGUGCAAUAAAACGGCUCUGCUGGAGGGACUGGAAGUGGACCAGUACAUGCUGGGAAUCCUCAUCUACGUCCAGAACUCUGACUACGAGGAGAUCACCAUCGACCCAGUCUGCAGCUGGAAGCCGGUUCCGGUGAAACCCGACAUCCACAUGAAGGAGGAGUCAGACGGUCCGGUUCUGAAGCGCUGCCGGACGCUCAGCCCGAGUCACAUGGUCCUGCCCAGCGUCAUGGAGAUGAUCGCAUCACUAGGCCCCGCCCCCUCCUCUUCGUCCUCCAUGACCGCGCCUCCCUCCUCCUCUUCCUCGCCGAUGCCCUACUCCUCCCUGCCACCAGGAGGCAGCAACACGCCAGACUUCCCCUCAGCAGCUCCGUCCUUCCCCGCUCCAUCUGCCGCCUUCUCGGACUUUGCCGGGCCCGGUUCCCCCAGCAUUCGGACCUUCACCGCCGGGCCCGGUUCCCCCAGUAUUCGGACCUUCACCGCCGGGCCCGGUUCCCCCAGUAUUCGGACCUUCUCCUCCCCCGGCCCGCCGCCGCUGUCCUACCAGCCGGAUCUGUCCAGCGCCCUGCUGACGCCCGACAAGGCGCCGCCUCACUCGCUGGGCCCGCAGGUGCCGGGCCGUUUGGACUCCGUCUCCCAUGGUGCCGCUCUCUCCCAGCAGCAGCAACAGGGUCUCCAUGGCAACGGUCAGAUGAUGCAUCGUGGCAACCAGAACCCUCGUCUCCAAGGCGACGGCUCCUUUGGGCUCGGCGGGUCCACAGAUGUUCCAGAACCUUCUUUGGAUCUGCUUCCAGACCUGACGAACCCGGAUGAGCUGCUGUCCUACCUCGGACCUCCGGACCUGCCCAACAACAACGACGACCUGCUGAGUCUGUUCGAGAACAACUGAGGAGUCCAGAACCGGACCGGACUGGAGGAACUGCUCCCUCCCAGACAGAACCGCACAGACUGCAGAACUUUAAACCGUUUGGACCUGGUUCUGUGUGUAACUGAAGUCGUUCUCAUUUUACUGGUUUUGUCUCCUGAUUGUGGUUCUGACCCGUCAGCCCGGCUGCAGCCGUGGACUGGUUCUGGAUCUGAGGCUGGUUCUCGUUCUGACCCAAUGAGCUACAGAACCAAAACAGAGCUGAGGUCCAGUUUUGGUUUAACUGUUAACUGGUUCUGGUACCGUGGACCCGCUCAGAACCAGCGCCUGCUGGGCCAGAGGAACCAGUGGCUGCUCUCAACCAAUCAGAGACUCUUCCAGACCAAGCCCCGCCCUCUGAGCUGAUUGGCUGGCCCGCUGUUGUGACUUCUGUGUGUUGCCGGGGCAACAACUGUGAUCCAGUAACAUUAACAUAAAGAGUCUUGAGACGAGUUCAUAACCUGUAAUUUAAUAAACGCUGGAAAGACUCGA
Molecule: messenger RNA, 3708 nt
Organism: Xiphophorus couchianus (Monterrey platyfish)
Lineage: Eukaryota; Metazoa; Chordata; Actinopteri; Cyprinodontiformes; Poeciliidae
Product: zinc finger MIZ domain-containing protein 2-like
Exons: 21
Coding region: 406-3201 (931 amino acids)
Biological process (GO): regulation of transcription by RNA polymerase II; protein sumoylation
Cellular component (GO): chromatin
Molecular function (GO): SUMO ligase activity; zinc ion binding
Source: RefSeq, a predicted model, not a curated record